Messenger RNA from Penicillium digitatum Pd1, 129 nucleotides. The record is from RefSeq and is a predicted model, not a curated record. NCBI's taxonomy places the organism in Eukaryota, Fungi, Ascomycota, Eurotiomycetes, Eurotiales, Aspergillaceae.
AUGGCUUCUACAGAUUCCUUGAUGAAAUCCAUCCCCCAGUUUUCAUCUGAUUUGGCUGUAGCAAGGAUGGACAGAACGGUUGCCGACUGGAAUCGCCAUGGAGUGUGUAAGCUCAACUGGGUUCGGUAG